CACGUGGCAUCCACUCUCGCCUUCAUGCACUUCCAUUCCAACCCCAAUUCAUCAAUAAGCAAUGCAAAAAAGAUUGACAAUUUUUCCCUUCCUCUUCUUCUUCAUUUUUUCCCCUCGAGCAAUCAAUCAUUAUUGCCGUCGAUCUCCGAAAUUAAAACCGCCGCCGCGCCGGGAUGGACAUGCGGGUGCCGCCACCGCCGGGACAGCUACCCGGUGACCCGGAGAACAAAUGCGAGGCCAUAAUACACAUCCAUUCGCCCGGGGUGUGGGACGUGGGGGACCCGAACUACCCGAGAGGACUCUUCGACCAUACGCUCCCCCUUCUCCUCCUCCAAUUGUGCAUCGUCUUUGCCCUCACCCAAUCCCUCUAUCUCCUCAUCAAACCCGCCCGUAUGCCCCGCAUUGUUGCCGAACUUCUGGCAGGGAUAAUACUGGGUCCUACAGUGCUGGGGCAGAUACCUGGCUUUACAGACAAGAUCUUCCCUCCGAAAGGGCAUGUGUACCUAGACUUGUUGUCCAAAAUAGGAUACAUCUUCUUCAUAUUCCUCAGCGGGGUGAAGAUGGACCCCACGCUGGUCCUAAAAUGUGGGAGAAAGGCUUGGACCAUAGGAGUCUUGGCCGUCGUUCUUCCCUUUGCUGUUUUCUCCAACUUCUCUGCACAGCUCACCAACUACCCUUCAAUCCAUAGGUAUAGAAGGGUGGCCAUAAAGUCCAUCUUCUCCAUUCAAUUCCUCUCCUCCUUCCCCGUCACCGCCUCCCUCCUCGUCGACUUGAAAAUAAUCAACUCCGAGCUGGGCCGCCUGGCCCUCGCCGCGGGGUUGGUCAGCGACUUGCUGAGCAACGCCGGGUCGUCUUACUUCUCGUACGUCAAGAUUGCGACCUCGUCCGUGCUGCCGGUGAUGUCGUUGCAGGCGUUCGUCCUCACCUUCGGCGCCUUCGCCUUCAUCUUCUCCAUCGUGCGCCCGCUGACCGCUUGGAUCAUCAAGCGGACGCCCGAGGGGAAGCCCGUGGACACGGCAUUCGUCGUCCUUUUGUCGUUUUUCGUCUUCUUCGCAGUGGUCGUCACGGACAACGUGGGCCUGAGCUACCAGUACGGCCCGUUCAUGCUCGGACUGAUGAUCCCGGACGGGCCGCCGCUGGGGUCCACGCUGGUGGAGAAGCUGGACACGAUCGUGACGGGGCUGAUGGCGCCGCUGUUCUUGACAUAUUGUGGACUGAAGGUGAAUCUGGUGGAGCUCUAUGACCUCUACUUUGUGAUAGUGGUGUUGGUCACCAUUUCAGUGUCACUUAUGGUGAAGUACAUGGCAGUUUUCUUUCCAAGCCUGGCCUGCAAUGUCCCUCCUAAAGAUGCCCUUUCCCUUGCCUUCAUGAUGAACACACAAGGCAUUGUUCAAAUGUCUUUCUAUUACAACAAUAUCAUCAAUCAGACAUUUGAUGCAGAAACCUUUUCCAUGUUGACAUCGUCGGUACUAAUCACAGCAGCGGGAACGCAUCUCCUCGUCGGCUUACUAUACGACCACUCCAGCACCUACUCCGGCUACCGGAAAAGAAACAUCGAGAACAGCUCCGCCACCUCCGAGCUGAGGAUCCUCUCCUGCAUCCACAGGCCGGAGGACGUGCUGGCAGCAAAGCGGCUGUUAGACUCCUCUUUCCCUUCGAAAGAGAGCCCCCUGUCGGUGUACGCCCUCCACAUGGUGGAGCUGGUGGGGCAGGCCACCCCUUUGCUCAUAGACCACCAGCUGGGGCAGAAACAUUCGUCCCGAGUUAGCAACUCGCGGUCACAGAAGAUCGUGGACAUGUUCCAGUCGUUCGAGCUGCAACAUGCCGAGUCUGCGACCGUGCAGUUCUUCACCGCAAUAUCAAUGCCGAGGUUCAUGCACCACGACAUUUGCUCCUUGGCUUUCGACAAGCUUGUGUCUUUCAUUAUCCUUCCCUUCCAGAGGAAGUGGAACAAUCAGGGUAGGAUGAUCUCAGACAACCCGGUGGUGAGAACCAUUAACACCAACGUUCUCGACAUGGCCCCAUGCUCGGUCGGCAUUCUGAUAGACCGACACAAGAUCAGGAAACAGGUGGGGACCGUCGGGUCUGCGUACCGCGUGGCGGUGGUAUUCAUGGGCGGGCCCGACGACAGGGAGGCCCUGUCGUACGGGAAGCGCAUGUGCGGGUCCCCGGACGGCGGGGUCCAGCUGACCGUCUUCCGGUUCGUGACGCUGAACCCGUCGGAGAUGGGGGAGAACCAGUGGGACGCGGUGCUAGAUGCGGAGAUACUGAAGAGCGUGAGGCUGUUGGGGCAGCAGCAGGACAAUGUGGCGUACAGGGAGGAGAGGGUGGCGGACGGGGCGGAGAGUGCCCUGAUAAUACACGCCAUGGAAGGGGUGUUUGACCUGAUCAUCGUCGGGCGGCGGCACAAGGCGGACUUGACCCAGCUGUCCGGGCUGACGGAGUGGAACGACCUGCCGGAGCUCGGCCCCAUCGGAGACAUGCUCGCCGCCGCUGAUAUUAGCGCUCCGGUUUCGGUGUUGGUGGUGCAGCAGCAGUCUAUGAAGAACAGCAAAUGAUCUGCAAGUGUUUUGCUUCCUGUAGGACAGUACGUCUUUAAUGUUUUAGGUUUUUUUUAAAUAUGCAAAAGUUUAUGUAUCCAUGUGUAAAGUUUGGCCAUUGCUUAUAAUAGAAGCAGAAUUAGAUGGACUCUCAUUUGCAUGGGGAUGUUGUGUUUGUUGGGAGAAAUUCCUAUACCUAGUUUUGCCUACUCUCAUUCAAUCAACAGCGUUGUGGUCU
Cuscuta campestris is the source of this 2778-nucleotide messenger RNA. NCBI's taxonomy places the organism in Eukaryota, Viridiplantae, Streptophyta, Magnoliopsida, Solanales, Convolvulaceae. The record is from the annotation of a GenBank genome assembly.